UUCAUUGGCUAGCGGCGAAAUUUGAAAUGCAACGCGCUCAGUAAAGUUGUCGCUGCGCGAGGAUGUGGACAAAGUGGUUGACCGCUACAAAAAGAAAAGGAAAACAAUAAUCUACAUACCAAAUAUCUACGGAAAACUUGCGGUACAAUUUUUCUCCAGAAGGUCUAACAAUAACAAUAGCAAUAUGGAGACCGUGGUGCUGGACCUCCAGAGCUUAUAUGAUAAGCUGAGGACACAAGUUGACCUUCUUAACGAGAACAUUGAACCCAACUUUAUACAGAUGGCACAAAACUUUGAUGACUGCCGUCGCAAAUGGCAAAGGACUGAGCUGGAGCUGGGAUCUUGCAAAGACACUCUCAAAAAAGCGGAGAUGGAGAAGGGAGCCUUGGAGGUCCAGUUGAAGCAUGCCCGCAACCAAGUAGAUGUGGAGAUCCGGCGCAGACAGAAGGCUGAGACUGACUGCGAAACGCUGGACCGUCAAAUUCAGUUGAUCCGAGACCUUUUGACAAGUGAGGGAUCCACUAACAGCAUCCAGCUGAGUGCAGAACAGCGUUCUGCUCUGGCCUUCCUCAAUGCAAACAGUCAGGCAGCAUCCAAUUUGAAUGCUAGUCGAAGACUGAUGACAAUAGAUGAGUCUGCAUCCAUAUUGUCAGAUAUAAGCUAUGACAAAACAGAUGACUCUCUUGACUGGGACUCCUCUGCUGUGCGGACAGUGCGACUCAAGAAACGAGAAAAAAGGCGCUCCUCAAGAAAUCAUAUUGAUGGUCCUCCCGGUGCUUCUAAAAGGUCUCGAUCAACAGGCAGAACUGCAGACAGGGUAAAUGAAACCCUUGUGACGACAACAACAGUAACUGUCCCGCCAAAUGGAGGCCCAGUUGAAGCGGUUUCUACCAUUGAGACUGUUCCUUACUGGACUCGCAGUAGAAGAAAGACUGCUGCUAUGGAGUGGGAUUCUGAAUCUGUCAAGUCUGGGGAUGUUUUCAAGCCACCUGGCAAUCCUGAGGGACCGAUGAAGGCUGAGCCCAGCACUCCACAGAGCAACGGAGGUGUCCGUCUUCACGAGUUUGUUUCCAAAACUGUCAUUAAGCCUGAAUCCUGCGUCCCAUGUGGAAAGAGGAUCAAGUUUGGAAAGAUUUCACUGAAAUGCCGCGACUGUAGAGUAGUGUCGCACCCAGAAUGUCGUGAGAGGUGCCCCCUGCCAUGCAUCCCCAACCUGGGAAGCACACCGGUCAAAAUUGGGGAGGGUGUACUUGCAGAUUACGUCCCAGACACAUCUCCAAUGAUUCCCCCCCUUGUGGUCCACUGUGUGAGUGAGAUUGAACAACGGGGCAUGCGUGAAGCUGGGCUGUAUCGGCUGUCUGGUGCUGAUCGUACAGUGAAGGAUCUGAAAGAGAAGUUUCUCCGUAGCAAGACUGUCCCCGUGCUCAGCAAGGUGGAUGAUAUCCAUGCCAUUACUGGCCUCCUCAAGGACUUCCUGAGGAACCUGAAGGAGCCUCUGCUCACCUUCCGCCUCAACCGUCCCUUCAUGGAUGCAGCAGAGGUUUCAGAUGAUGACAACAGCAAAGCUCUGAUGUACCAAACAAUUAGCAACCUGCCACAGGCCAACAGAGACACACUGGCUUUCCUAGUCCUUCACCUUCAGAGAGUUGCAGACAGCUUGGACACUAAGAUGGACAUCAGUAACUUGGCGCGUGUUUUUGGUCCAACUAUUGUUGGCCAUGGAGUUCCCAACCCAGAGCCAAUGACAAUUCUCCAGGAUACCAAACGACAGCCUAAGGUAGUGGAGCGUCUGUUGGCUCUGCCAGCGGAUUACUGGAUCCAGUUUGUUAUGGCAGGGAAUGAGCAGCCGAACUUGGAUCAUUUGGUCAUCGAGAAUGCAAACUGCUACGCCACCCCUGAGAAAAUGAGCAUGCUUGGGCCUCUGACCACUCCAGAGUACCAGCUAAACAAAACCCCCUCCUCCAGCUCAUUAUCUCAACGCAUGAAGUCCUCUCUGACACCCAGAUUUGGGAGCAAGAGCAAAUCAGCUGUGGGAUUUUCUCACCAAGGGAAGUUCUUCUCAUCACCACUCCUCAAAUAAACAACAGUUUUCAUACUGCUAUAUCAGUAUGACUCCAUCAUACGUUCUUCACAUAGCUUUGUUCCACAUUUAUUAAAAGGUGGAUUUUGAUUGUUAUACAUGUCUAAAAGGGCUCUUUUUUCAUAGUUUUCCCUCUCUAUGCACACUUGUGUCUUUAGAGUCGUUGCUUUUAUUAAAUUAUAAACAUGCCAUUCUCAUUUCGGAUCAUAUAAGAAUGUUAUAUUUUAAAACGGUGUGCUCAUAGAUUAUAACAAGUACUGUAUGCACAGCUUUAUUGUGACCUGCUUCUACAUGUAAUCAUUUCUUUUACAAGUUCUUCAACUCAUGUUUCACUCAGAAGCUGGAGAACUGAUUGUUUGGCAUUUCAUCCUACAAUGUUAAUGAACGUGUGAGGCUUGUUGCAUGAUUUUGUUUUAGUUUUUAUAUUUGUAUUUUGUUUGUUUUGGAUCUGUAAUUGGGAAUAUCUUCAUUAGCCAGUGAUUUGUGGUAUAAAUGUUUAGAAUCAUACUUGUUUCCCAUCAUUCUUCAGCUAUGGACAGUAGUAAUGAAAUCUGAUGGAUGACCAUCAUCAUUGGCAAGAUUAAUUUGGUCAUUUUUUAUUUUUGUACAUGUCUUGAAGUCAAAGCUUCAAAGUUGCACUGCCAGUGAUUAUCACAAGCUUCAAUCUUUGCUUUGCCUGCCAGUGUUUAUUGCUCUGCAGUGUUUUUACUAACGCUGCUUAUGAGCAAUCCCAGAAAAAAGGCCAUUACUUUGAUAUUAGCCAGUUUAUUAUGCCGUGGCAUUACUGUUAUCUAUUAACACGCUUUGUGCACAACUUUUCUGUCUGAAAUUUGUGUAACUUAUAAAAUACAUUUCUAACAUUGA
Messenger RNA from Melanotaenia boesemani (Boeseman's rainbowfish), 2944 nucleotides. It is a transcript of the gene racgap1, whose product is annotated as Rac GTPase activating protein 1. Gene Ontology annotation, biological process: signal transduction. The coding region runs from base 185 to 2080 and encodes 631 amino acids. The transcript has 17 exons. Lineage: Eukaryota; Metazoa; Chordata; Actinopteri; Atheriniformes; Melanotaeniidae. The record is from RefSeq and is a predicted model, not a curated record.